UUAGGCACUCAACGAUGAAGCUAGGGAUAAUAAUCCAAAAGAUGAUCAUUCUCCUCCAACUGACAAUCGUAAUGCCGAGGAAACGGGUAAGAUACACCAGCAUAGAAGAUACUAGUAUGGAAGGAGACGUAUUCUACUACAGAGAAUGCAAGGGUUCAACGCCUCGGCCGGGCACGGGAUUGAAGCAUGCACGGGUCACCCCUCCCCCUCCCCGGCAGCUGAUGAUGAUGCAGUGCAAGAUGUGCGUGACGGUGUGCUGCGGGGACGAAUGUCAGUGCAAGAACCCGGCCCCCUUGGAGAAGAUCCAGCAGGCCAUCGGGGAAGUCCAGCCGGAGAAUUCCGAGUGUAAAUCCUGCGUCAACAUGUGCUGCGGGAGCGCCUGCCAGUGUAAGGACCAGCUGAUGCCCACAGCAGACGAGAUCGAAGCGAACCGAACCACCACUCCGAGCAGCGUGACGGCCAAACCGGAGGAAUCACAGGAGGGCCGCGUCGCUUUCACCGUCAAACAUUUGAAUCGCGAGGCGUUCGUCGAGCCGACAGUCGCGAGAAUAAUAAACAUGCUGUGCAAGGACGACUUCGAUAUCGUGGGUGUGGACGAGGGGAGCGGGGACAGAGGGCGAACGAAAUCUUUAACACUGAACAUAGUGAAGAAAGUCGGCCGAGAGAAGGGAAACGUGACGCUCAUUUACGACGAAACGGCCUCCAGAUAUGAUUUCUAUCAUUUCUGCGUCCUCAACGUCGGCGCUCAGAGGAAACACAUCGACGAUACAAUCGACAAACUGGUCAACACGAGUAGAAGGGACUCGAGCACGCGCGACUAUAUCAGAAGAGUCCUAAGCCACGACGGGGACAUCAGCGCUAUACUGAAGGACCUAGUCCGAGUUACGCUGCAGAAGGUGGAUCUCAUGAAGAAAAUGGAUAGCAGAAGAAAGAAUGCGGCAGAUAAUAUGGACGUCGAAGAUUCGGAUGCAAAUAUUUUAAUUUAGUCAGACUCUAGACCCCCCUAGGACCAACGAAUAGAAUAACUUCAACAAGUAUUCGAAACAUGUAUAUUUAAAAAGCAACUUAGUAAUCAUGCUUUAUAAU
Molecule: messenger RNA, 1086 nt
Organism: Aricia agestis (brown argus)
Lineage: Eukaryota; Metazoa; Arthropoda; Insecta; Lepidoptera; Lycaenidae
Exons: 2
Coding region: 15-986 (323 amino acids)
Source: RefSeq, a predicted model, not a curated record